This is a messenger RNA of Plasmodium vivax (malaria parasite P. vivax), 813 nucleotides long. RefSeq lists its product as hypothetical. The coding region runs from base 1 to 813 and encodes 270 amino acids. Lineage: Eukaryota; Apicomplexa; Aconoidasida; Haemosporida; Plasmodiidae. The record is from RefSeq and is a predicted model, not a curated record. The transcript has 2 exons.
AUGACAAAAAAGAGACAAAAAAUUUUAAAAAAAAAAAAACAAAAGGGAAUUCCCUACUUAGGUGCGAAGUUCAUUCGGGGAGUGCUUGGCGUGGGAGCCACUUCUGCAGGUGUGUGUACGGCAACUAUUUGGUUCAUUCUGAUGGUCCCCCCGCAGGGAGGAACAAUGAACCCCGGGUCCCUAGACAGAGCCAACCACUUGUUGCCCUCCCUAGUGGCGGGAAAUUAUGAAAAGAAACGGAAAGCCGAUAAGCGUACCGCCCAGAAGAAUGAGGAAGAGCCAAGUGAAAAUUUUCUAAUCAGUUUAAUAAAAGAAAAGAGGGAAAGGGAGAGGAGCGAAAACGAGGAAAAGGAGGAGGAGGAGGAGGAGGAGGAGGAGGAGGAAGAGGGAGACGAGUCUUUGCAAAAUGACGAUGAGUACAAUUUAAGUGAAAACGACGAUGACGACGAGGGACUGGCAGACAAUGAUAAUUUAAAUGUGUACGCGAUAGAGGACGAGGUGGACGAGGAGAGCAACGGAAGGGGCAGAAAUAAAAAGAGGGCUAGCAAUCGAAACAGUAACCCUAACCCUAAUUGGAAACCAGCCGAAAAUAAACGCAGCCAGAAAAGAAGUUUACGGCAAAAAAAAGAGGUACCCAGAGAUACCCCCUCAUCCAUAUUCAAUAUCAGGCGGUAUAAAAACCUCCACAAAUUUAAAAAAAUGACAGCAAAAAUAUUCAAAAAUAUGCUGCACGCGUUUAUGUACGACCCUGACUACAUGGACAUCCUCGUCUACUUCACGACGGACGCGGCGGAUUUGAUAAUGAAUCAGUAG